Caenorhabditis briggsae is the source of this 402-nucleotide messenger RNA. Lineage: Eukaryota; Metazoa; Nematoda; Chromadorea; Rhabditida; Rhabditidae. Gene Ontology annotation, cellular component: ESC/E(Z) complex. The record is from RefSeq and is a predicted model, not a curated record. The transcript is spliced from 4 exons. The coding region runs from base 1 to 402 and encodes 133 amino acids. Gene Ontology annotation, biological process: negative regulation of transcription by RNA polymerase II. Gene Ontology annotation, molecular function: nucleosome binding.
AUGGGGAGACAAUAUGGCGCAUUUUCCAAAGAUCAGCAAAACCACACGAAAAGACAAGGAGAAGGAGACUGGAGGAGAUGCCAGCGACCCCACAAACCCCGCCGAUCCAUUGCCAUUCCUCACCACUGCCACCAUCACGACCAAGCACGGGAAAUCUCUGAAGCAGCCAGCUCAAUCAAAUCAUCUUAUAGGAAAACGGAAGAGGACAGAAACAAGGACCAACUCGCAGCUGCGGUUGAAAAUGAGUUUGUCUAUGUUUAUCAACUUCCGGCGAAUAGGAGCUGCAUAGAGCUGCUGAACACUAUAACCUUCAGUUUUAUGGUGGAUCCGACAAUGGAGAAGGAUCACGACGAACUCUACAGAGUGGCAUGGGUCUCAUCUAUGUCGUCUAUAUCGUCAUAA